Messenger RNA from Lasiodiplodia theobromae, 1389 nucleotides. RefSeq names its product Glycoside hydrolase family 16 protein. Gene Ontology annotation, cellular component: extracellular region. The record is from RefSeq and is a predicted model, not a curated record. Gene Ontology annotation, biological process: carbohydrate metabolic process. Gene Ontology annotation, molecular function: cellulose binding; hydrolase activity, hydrolyzing O-glycosyl compounds. The coding region runs from base 1 to 1389 and encodes 462 amino acids. Lineage: Eukaryota; Fungi; Ascomycota; Dothideomycetes; Botryosphaeriales; Botryosphaeriaceae. The transcript is spliced from 3 exons.
AUGUCAUUCGUUGCUACCGCCUUCACUUCUUUGCUUGCCGUCCAGGCCGCUCAGGCCAUCCCUUUCUCUCGCCGUGCUGCAGCUGGUCUGAACACGGCUGCCCAGGCCGCUGGCCUUGAGUACUUUGGCUCUGCCACCGACAACCCGGAGCUUACCGACACCGACUAUGUUGCGGGUCUGAACAACACGGCCGAUUUCGGCCAGAUCACUCCGGGCAACUCGAUGAAGUGGGAUACCAUUGAGCCCUCUCGCGACAGCUUUUCUUAUACCAAGGGAGACGUCAUCGCCGAUCUUGCCGAGGCCAAUGGCCAGAAGCUGCGCUGCCACAACCUUGUGUGGUACAACCAGCUGCCCAACUGGGUCAAGACCGGUGGCUUCGACAAUGCUACCCUCGUGGAGAUCCUGAAGAACCACAUCACCAACGAGGUCACCCACUACAAGGGCCGCUGCGCCCACUGGGACGUCGUGAACGAGGCCCUUGACGACGAUGGCAACCACCGUGACUAUGUCUUCUACAACACCAUCGGCGAGGCCUACCUCCCCAUUGCCUUCGCUGCUGCUGCUGCCGCUGACCCCGAUGCCAAGCUGUACUACAACGACUACAGCAUUGAGUGGUCCGGCAACAAGCAGAAGGCUGCCAAGAAGAUUGUUGAGUUGAUCCAGUCCUAUGGUGUCAAGAUCGACGGUGUUGGUCUUCAGGCCCACUUCACUGUUGGCAACACCGUUUCGCAGGAUGCCUUGGAGGGCGUUAUCCAGGACUUCGCGUCGCUCGGCGUUGAGACCGCCAUCACUGAGCUCGACAUCCGCAUGGAGACCCCGGCUACCGACGCCAAGCUGGAGCAGCAGGCUACCGAUUACAAGACCAUCGUCAACGCCUGCCUGAACCAGAAGGAUUCUUGCAAGGGUAUCACCAUCUGGGACUACACUGACAAGUACUCAUGGGUGCCCUCGACCUUCUCCGGUUACGGUGCUGCCCUUCCUUGGGAUGAGAACUUGGAGAAGAAGCCUGCCUACGAUGCCAUCCUGUCUGCUCUCCAGAGCGCAGCUGGCACCAACAGCAGCAGUACGUCUACUCCCGCAGUUGAGACCACCGCUCCAGCUGCCACCACCCCCACCCCUGCCGCCACUAAGACUUCGAGCAGCGCAGUAGUCGCUACGUCGGCGACUUCGGUCGAGGUUGCGGAGACUCCUGUCGAGACUCCGGCGCAGACUCCCGCCGAGACCGCCGCCGAGACUCCUAGCUCCACGCCCGCUGCCUCCGGCUCUGCUUCUGGCAGCGCUGUCGCCAGGUACGGGCAGUGCGGCGGUGUGAACUACUCUGGCUCCACCGCCUGCGAGAGUGGCGCGACCUGCAAGGAGUGGAACAAAUAUUAUUUUCAAUGCAUCUAA